Engraulis encrasicolus (European anchovy) is the source of this 2749-nucleotide messenger RNA. It is a transcript of the gene nhlrc2, whose product is annotated as NHL repeat containing 2. The coding region runs from base 101 to 1942 and encodes 613 amino acids. Gene Ontology annotation, biological process: proteolysis. The transcript is spliced from 12 exons. NCBI's taxonomy places the organism in Eukaryota, Metazoa, Chordata, Actinopteri, Clupeiformes, Engraulidae. Gene Ontology annotation, molecular function: serine-type endopeptidase activity; protein binding. The record is from RefSeq and is a predicted model, not a curated record.
UGAAGUUACUCAGGAGAUGUUUACCUGACCUGGAACCAAACACACACUUUGCACACACUUUACAAACACAUAUACACGUUACCAUACCCAGAGGAGCAACAUGUAUGUUUGGGGGACAGUAUCUGUGGCUGUGAUAUUACUGAUCAGCGCUAAAGAUGUCUCAUCACAGUUAGAUGAAUGUGGGGAGGUGCCUCUUAGUCCGCGUAUAGUGGGCGGGGAGGAUGCGCCUGUGGGGGCGUGGCCGUGGCAGGCCAGCCUACAACGCUAUGACCAGCACUUCUGUGGUGGCUCUCUCAUCCAUAAGAACUGGGUCCUCACCGCUGCACACUGCUUCCCCAGGUUAUACAGAGACUCCCUGCCCAGCACGGUGCUCUCAUUUCCGGGCAAGGUGGCGGUGGACCAGGCCGGCAAGAGGCUGGCCAUCUCGGACACGGGGCACCAUCGCGUCCUGGUGGUGUCCAGCACAGGACAGGUGCUCUGCCAGGUGGGAGGUCCCGGGAGUGGGUGGAAAGAUGGAGACCUGUCGGAGGCCCUGUUCAACUCUCCCCAGGGGGUGGCCAUCAAAGGGGACACGGUGUACGUGGCCGACACGGAGAACCACCGCAUCAGGAAGAUUGACCUAUCGGAGGGCAAGGUGAGCACUCUGGCUGGCGUGGGGACGCAGGGGACGGACAAGGAGGGAGGAGCCAUGGGACCAGAACAGCCAAUCAGCUCGCCCUGGGAUGUUGCUCUGGGAACAGCAGGUGGUGUGGAGGACGGUGUGCUGUGGAUCGCCAUGGCAGGGACCCACCAGAUCUGGGCUCUGUUCCUGGAGGACGGCAAGCUGCCCAAAGGAAGCGACUCCAAGAAGGGCACCUGCGUGCGUUUUGCGGGCAGCGGCAACGAGGAGAACCGCAACAACGCGUACCCACACAAGGCGGCCUUCGCCCAGCCCUCGGGUCUGGCGCCCGCACCCGCCGAGCCCUGGGGCUGCCUGUUCAUCGCCGACAGCGAGAGCAGCACCGUGCGCAGCCUGGCCCUGAAGGACGGAGCCGUCAAGCACAUAGUGGGCGGAGAGAGAGAUCCCAUGAAUCUGUUUGCGUUUGGUGAUGCUGAUGGCAAGGGGGUGGAUGCCAAGCUGCAGCAUCCUCUGGGAGUGGCCUGGGACGCGCGGGGCAGCCAGCUGUACGUCGCCGACUCCUACAACCACAAGAUCAAAGUGGUGGACCCCAAGAGCAAGCAGUGCAGGACGCUGGCUGGCACCGGAGAGGUGGGCGGCGCCGUGGGACCCGGGUUCACCGAGUCCAGCUUCAACGAGCCAGGCGGCCUGUGCCUGGGCCACGGGGGGAAGGUGCUCUACGUAGCUGACACCAACAACCACCAGGUCAAAGUGCUCGACCUGGAGACUCAGACCGUGUCUGUGUUUCCUAUUUUGAUGGAGGACGUUCCGGACGGCGUGACCUUGACCUCGUCCUCCUCCAACACCACCACCACAGACUCUGCUCCUCCUCCCGCCAGGAAGACCCCCAAGCUGCCCAAGUCUGCCCCCGUGGUGGAGGUGCCCCCUGUGGCCGUGGUCCCUGGCCAGACCCUCUCUCUGGAGCUCAGUUUGGCACUGCCGCAGGGCACCCAGCUCACCGAGGAGGCACCCAGCUUCUGGAGCCUGUCUGCUGAAGGCCACGAGUGGCUGCUGAUGGAGUCCCAGGCCGUCACCGGUGACAUCUCCGACCUCUCGGGUCCGAUGGCCAUACACGCCCGCGUUCCAGUUGUCACGGCCGCGACCCCUGACCCCGCCGCGACCCCCACGCUGACCCUGGCGGCCUGGGUGUACUGCUGCCUCAGCCAGGGCGGAGCCUGCAUGAUGAAGGCCGUGGCAUUCCGGGUGCCCUUACAACUCCUCGAGGCCUCGUCUUCUGCCGCCGCCACAGUCUCGGUCUCUCUCUCACACACCUUCCAGAACUAGGUAGUAACCUCCAGGAGCGUUCAUGGUUGCUCUUAUAACUCCGAGAAACCCACGACUGGGUUAAAAAUAGCUUUUUUUUUUACAUCGAUUACACAUGAAUCAAACACAUAAACAAGGGAAAGUAAGUUUAGGGUGCCCUUCCAACUCCUAAAAGCCUCCUCUUCAUCUAACACCACCAUCGUCUCUGUGUCUCUGUCACAUGCCUUCCAGAAGUGAUCAGGGGUGCCCUCGCAACUCCUAUAAGCCUUCAGAAGUAGCUUUUUUACUUACACUACACAUAAGAGAAGGCAAGUGCCCUUCCAAACCCUAGGAAGCCUCAUCUUCAUCCGACACCAGAGUCUCGGUGUGUCUGUUACAUGCCUUCCACAAGUAGGCCUAACUUCCAGAGGCGUUCAGGCCUUCUCCUCCCUUUCCUAGAAGCCCCCAAUGCCCAGUCGGGAACCGUCUCUGUGUCUCUGACUCACGCCUUUCAGAAGUAUUUUUUUCCUUUUAAUUAUACAUAAAACAAAUACACACACAGGGGAAAGUAAGUUCAGAAUGCCUCUGCAAUUCAUCUUCCUCCUCCUCCAACACCAUCUCUGUCACACGCUUUCCAGAAGUGAGCCAUAGAAGAACCGUUCAGGACACCCCCAACGAGAAGGGAACAGUCUCUGUGCACAGCUUUCAGAAGUACACUCUGGAGACUUUUUUUUAACAGAAAUAAUACUGUACACAAAAACACAAAAGAGAAAAUUAAUUUAAUGGUUCUUCUUUAACUUCUGGAUGCCUCUACUUCCUCCAACACCACUGUCAGAAAUUAGAGAAUCA